AUGACACUCGAAAAAAUGCCAUCCGUUGAGAAUAGUAAACAUGCACGGCAUGGCAAGGUGAACUGGCGCAGUAAAGGUUUUCAUCGCCGAUAUUUGGCUCUUUGUCGGGCGAAAAACUUCCCACCGCUGGUGGAGCUAACCGGCAGUGGGGCUACGGCUGCGGGUCGUAAGUGUAAAACCGGGCCACAGCAGCGAGUUCCAGCGCUGAAUUUCUACGGCGAUCGUUUCAAGGAAUGCGACUGGUUGUUGAUGAUCGACGCAUUGUUGGAGGACACAUCGUUGGAGAUGCUUGCUGUUAGAUUGCGGAAAUAUCCUCAUGAUGCUUCCGAUAAUGCCUGUCAAAGGACUGAUUCGACAGCUGAUCGUCCUUCCGCAAUAACGAAACGAGUAAUGUCCCGUUUGUUUGACUGCUUGGGACAAUUUUUGGUGGCCAAUCAGGUGGUGCGAGUAUUCAUCUUAGAAGCAUUACCUAUCCCAAUCAUACAUAUGACAGCAUUAGUGAAUGGCUUACAACAAAAUGAUUCCAUCACCGAAUUGAGUUUUGUACGCAGCCUAAUCGGUGACGACGGAUGUGAAUCCGUUUGCGAUGCUGUGAGACAUUUGCCUAAGAUUGAAUCGCUGAACUUAUCCACUUGUCAGCUUACGGCUAAAGGAUGUCACGCUGUAGCAACUCUAAUAAAACAUCAGAAAAUUCAGCGCUUUGCUCAAAGCUGGCAGUUUUCUCUUCGCUACGGGGACGUGGAAACUGACAAAAUGCAAGGACUGCGUUAUAUAAUGCUCAACGGUAACCCAUCAAUCGGAGAUGAGGGUUUGAUAGAACUCACGGAAGUUCUGAAGGAUGACGUAUGGAUAAAGCAGAUACAUUUCAGAAACAGUGGUCUGACGGACCUGGGGGCUAAAUCUGUAGUUGACUGUUUGAACAUCAAUAAAAUUAUCGAGAAGUUUGAUAUUCGGGCAAACUCGGGAAUUUCGAUUGAAGCUAGUAGAGAAAUACAGCAAAUUCUAGGAGUUGAGCUGGACUCCUCAGACAGCAGCCAAUCAAUGUCUAAGGGAAUAACUAGGGAGGUUAAAAUGAAACCUGCUGAACAAAUCAAGUUUUUAAAUCUGCAAAUUACUGCCGAGCGACACAAAAACACGCAGAUGCAACUGAUGAUCGAACGGCUUCAUAGGCAGCAAAUGGAAUGUGCGGUUGAGCUAAGCAAACUACGGCAAGACUACGACAAGAUUAUUCUAGAACGUGACGCACUCAUUCGCAGCAAUCACCGUGCAAAGGAUCGCCCGAAAAGCGGCCGGUUAUCUGUGUGGAAAAGUAAAAGUGAAGCUUUUCCGAAGCCUUCGCAACUGUUCACAAGUAGAGUGCGUACUUCCAAUCAGCAAAAUGUUCGCGGCAAUGCGGGAUCCAAAUCAGACCUAUGUUUCCAUAGUGCUCGGGAUCGUCACCCAAAAUCGGUGAAUUCUACGGAUAUUUCGCGAUAUUCUAAGCGAUCACACAUGCUGGAGCGUACGAUCGGAGACAGCGAACUAACCAGCCAGCUGAACGAUAUUGUCGAACUUAACGAAGAAUUGGAAACGGUUCACAAAAAUUUCCCCGAAGGUGGUUGUGGCGAUACUGGUGUUGGAUGUUCAAGCGUCCAAGUCAGGAUAAUCGGGCAGAAUUUCACAGAAGACGACUCAGAUGAUGUAAGAGUAUGUGCUGAAAACGGUGAUGGUUCGGAUGAUGGAAAUUACUUCGCGACUAUAGGGGAAGCGGCAGAUCAAUGGGCAUUAACAAAUAGUAUUAAUGCAUGUACCAGCAGUGCCGCACCGAGCGAAGACCAUUACAUAGAUGAGGAAGGAUUGGAUGAAAUAAGUGCUAAUUCUCUGUCUGGAGAAGAACUAUUAAACUUUUUGGUCAAAAAACAACCAGCGGCGAAGUUUACAAAAGGCAAAAGACAGUCGUUGUUCACCAGCGUAUACAGCGAACAGCGGCAUUAG
Messenger RNA from Sabethes cyaneus, 1974 nucleotides. Its product is annotated as protein Cep78 homolog. The record is from RefSeq and is a predicted model, not a curated record. Gene Ontology annotation, cellular component: centrosome. NCBI's taxonomy places the organism in Eukaryota, Metazoa, Arthropoda, Insecta, Diptera, Culicidae. The transcript is spliced from 4 exons. Gene Ontology annotation, molecular function: protein binding. Bases 1 to 1974 code for a protein of 657 amino acids.